UUAGUGAUUACAAUGUGCGCAUGAAAGCAGGAUGCUCUGACUGCCUGUGUCGACGUCUAAAUUUCACAUCCAAAAACAGAACAAAAUCCGUAUACAUAGAACAAUGGAGUCGGUUAUAAUCAUACUUGUAACAGUCCUGCUAACCUCAGAGGCUUCCGAUGAGUGCACGCCAGAAAACGUGGCGCGAUGCUUGACCCCAUUCAUAAACGCCACUGAAGAAAUGGGUUACGCCAUCUCCACGACAAAUUUGGGAAGUAAAGAGAAGAUGGCCGCAGUGUGCAGGGAGUAUGGGACCAUGCAGGCCUGUCUACUGCCAGUUCGACCGAAAUGUGUCGACGCGAAAAAAAUGUUCUUAAAAUCAGUCGAAGUCCUAGAGAGCUACACGGGCUAUUUGUGCAGUGAAAGUGGUUUUGACACCUACAACAGAAACCACGAGUGUUUAAACAGCGAGGAGAUCAAACCCUCCAUAGAGAGGUGUGAAAAUACGUUUCAAGAAAGAAGGCGGGAGUACGCUGGCAGGGCCGUGUAUCAGUCUGGUAAAACACGACUACGGAAUCUUUGCAAAAUGAUGAAGGAUAUGUUAACGUGUACGGCGAAUGCACACAGCAUAUGCGGUGAAGAGGCGGUAGAUUUAUUAAACGUAAUUAACAACCAGAGUUUAAAAGAAAUAUUUGAAGGCCAAGGAAUCCCGUGUCAUAUUAAAAGAAAGAAUCACAAGAAAAGUAGCACAGCACCCAAUGUUGGGAAACAACUGGAGUAUAAAUCUGGCAUAGAAUCGUUACAAUCUUAUAGAUUUGAUAGAAUGGUUGCACUCAGCAUGUGUUUCUUUUAUCAAAUAUUGACGUCGUCUUAGCUCCCUGUAAAAAAUACCUAGAUUAAAACAUCUUGAUUGAUCCUGAUGCAAAGCCGCCCUUUGCCAUUUCUGUGAGGUUUUUGAAUUAAAGCACAGUGAUCUCGACGAUUUCUGAAAAUAAGCGGUUUUCGCGCUGUUAACAGUGAUAUUUUACAGUGGUUGCCAGGUGACGUCGACUUACCUAUUUCGGAUCUAAAGUAACCCGAAUGUUAGAAUACCUGUGCGUGGAGGGUAUUAAUUUUUGCAACUUUUGCAGGAACAUAUGGAAUGACAAAAAGAGCCCUAAAACUUGUUCCUUUUGAGUAGCCCUGUAAGAUCCUUUUGAAGGGAGGGGGUCUGUUUUAGUUCUGUCAUUGGACGUUUUACCAGAUUACGAAUUGGCCCAUCAUCCAAAGCAAUUUGAUUUCAAACAGCCCUUUAAAAUGAGUAUAUUUGUAGAAGGGAUUGUACUGUGAAUGAAAAACUUAGGUUUAAUUUAGUAAUAAAUGUAGGUCUUCAGUGAGCAGGUGUAUGAAAAGGUCAGUAAUGCAGGGAAUAGAAGCAGGUGGGGUGGCGGAGAGGUCUUUUGACCCUACAAAGGAAACUCUUGAAAAUCAGUGAAACAUUAGGUACAGUAUAAGACUUAAGCACGAAAGGUUUUGCUGAUUUAUUUGGCAUCCAGUAUGCCAGCCACAAUGUACAUAAAAUCACGUCAUAAAUGUUAGAUAAAAUCAUUGCAUUCCUCGAUAGGUAUAUGAACUAUUGUACAUGCAUGUAUCAGUCAACCGAAUAUUAAGUCCACUCAAUUCAGCUUUACACAGAGCCUUGUAGUUUUAAUACCACAUAAUUCUCUGCCGGAAUGUUCAAGAUCUUUGGUGUUGACCAUCUGUGGUUUCAGUGUCCGUACGUGAACAGAUUGUGUGAAGAUGUUAAAUCUGAAUAUAGCGUCCUCCAUAACGAUGUGUGUGCUCACAGAAAAACAUGAAAUGAUGUUGUCGCGUCAGUAGUAAUAUUCAUCACACAUUUUAUUCAAAAUUUAUAUUGUACAAGUAGAUAAUGUUACAUGUGAAAUGUGACUGAAAUAAAGCAUUUGUAAUCAUGUCAAAAGGCCUAUAAGGGCAAAUUUUCACAAACGGCUUCUGAAGUUUUUAAUUUAUUUUUCUUUCAAUUUAAUUCAUCAAUUCACUUAUUCAGUUCUUCCAUUAUUAUUAUUAUUAUUAUUAUUUUACAAAUAUACGUUUGGUCCGGAAGCCCUUCCAGUAGAUAUAGGCAUGUAUUUUCACCACCACUGACAAUCCUUCCAAUCUACAGAGAAAAAAUAAAUCCAAAAAAGAAUUUAUUCGAAAAGAUAAUCAGUGCCACAUUUGGCUGUCUACACUAUUAUGAUGUCCACACUAUUAAACAACUUUGCUAGACCAAUAAACAAAUAUAAGAUUUGUCCCAAGGUACUUGCGCUGUCUGGUUUCCUAUGCUGUACCAUGUCGGGGUGUCGCUGACGGCCCGUCCCAUCCCGCAACUCAGGCUGAGUGACGCAAUAAGCCUAAUCUUGCAGUAAUUAUUUAAGUGCGGUAUUUGUCUAGGGAGUAAUCUCGUAGUCAUUGUUAUCAGUCACUGUUGUUUAAAAUGAUAUGUAGGCUGUGUUGGUUACAACGACACGUGAAUAAUUUAGAUUCAUGAUUUCAAGAUCCUGACUUUUUUCACUAAAUGCUGACAGUUACUCCAUACAAAAGACGAGAUACAAGAUAGAGAUAUGGGUUAGCAUUUGAAGUAAACUGUGCUGCUUGAGUUAAACCCUAUACACUAUGCACAAAGGAAAAGAGGGCAGAAGUGGGCACAAUUAAAAAAUCACGUGUCGAACUAUGAAAAUCAGGACUGCUAACACGAGAAUCCGACACAAAAUGUAUAUGUAUGAUCUCUCAAUUCAUUCGGAUCAGAAGGAAUGAAAACUUUGUAAAGAGAUGGAGUUGGAUAAAAAAAUAUACAUAUAUACAUAAAAAUAUACAUAUGUAUAUGGUACAUAUAUAACGACGGCCAGGAAGGUGGGAGGGGCAUUCUUCUCACGGUACUACCCGCUUCUUGCAAGUUGUAUUCACAUCUACGUACAAUACACAGCAUCCGUCUAAACAGUUGUGGCUAAAACUUCAGGGAUAACUUGAUAUUGUCAGCAAUUAGUGAAGAAAGUUAUGGACCUUAGAGCCAUAUAUUUUAUUUACUUACUGGUGUUAUAAGUAAAAAUAAUAAAUUCAUUAUUAAGUUGUUACCCAGAAAUGACAAAAUGUAUGUAUAUACACGUAUACUGUUGGUAAAUGUUGAUGCAAAAUAUGUUCAGUGCACACAAAUAAAUUAUGGUUCAAACCAGAAUAAUGUUCUUGAUCAUGAUAUACGAGUAUCUAUUUGGAUACAGAG
Messenger RNA from Lingula anatina, 3238 nucleotides. RefSeq lists its product as uncharacterized. Lineage: Eukaryota; Metazoa; Brachiopoda; Lingulata; Lingulida; Lingulidae. The record is from RefSeq and is a predicted model, not a curated record.